Onychomys torridus (southern grasshopper mouse) is the source of this 285-nucleotide messenger RNA. Its product is annotated as protein FAM240B-like. Lineage: Eukaryota; Metazoa; Chordata; Mammalia; Rodentia; Cricetidae. The record is from RefSeq and is a predicted model, not a curated record. The coding region runs from base 1 to 237 and encodes 78 amino acids. The transcript has 2 exons.
AUGAACAGCCAGUACAUGCGCAGGGAAGUCUUCUGCUGCGAGACCUGCGAUGAGCUCAAAAGCUUCUGGGAAAAGGAAAUUAGCAAACAGACUUGUUACCGAGAACUUGAAGAAGACCGCCAGGAGAGAAGCGCUCUGAGAAAGCUUCGAGAAGAAUGGAAGCAGAGGCUGGAGAAGAGGCUGAGAAUGCUGGACAAUCCUGAUGAUAAGGGAAAGCAAGCGAACACCGAGAACUGAGUGCUUCUGGCAAACCAUCAAGGGCAUCUUUUUCUAAGAGGAAAACAA